UGACGCUAUUUUCGCUCUGUAGUGUAAUGAGUUGUGUAAUGAGAAAUGCGUAAGACAAGAAGUUGCCGCAACUGUCAAUAGAGUAGUUAUUUUUUUUAAUAUUUAGUAGUUUUUGUUUACGGGUGUGAGUUGCAGUUUAGUUUCAGUGAUGAAUGACGUAGUUCUCGAUGUAAACAUCGCAAGCGGCUACAACAGCAUUUCGGCAUCAAUUUCGCACUACAUAUUUCCAAUUGCGUCUUGUGUACCAUAAAUGACAUCUUCAUAACCUAAAAAUCUUACAGACAGAAACGUCAAUUCAACAUGUGUUAUCUUCGUCAAAGGGGUGAUUCAGAACUGCCUUCCUGCAGCGGCGCGUCCCCGAACCUUGCGGCCGACGACGCGCUCCCUUCUUUCCCGACCGACGGACGCCCCCCGCUGGACACCGAAACGCGGCGCCGACCCUUGCACCCCAGCCCAAGCUCACGGGUGACCGAACCGUGA
This is a messenger RNA of Gryllus bimaculatus (two-spotted cricket), 480 nucleotides long. The record is from the annotation of a GenBank genome assembly. NCBI's taxonomy places the organism in Eukaryota, Metazoa, Arthropoda, Insecta, Orthoptera, Gryllidae.